This is a messenger RNA of Anopheles funestus (African malaria mosquito), 1721 nucleotides long. RefSeq lists its product as uncharacterized. Bases 12 to 1388 code for a protein of 458 amino acids. The transcript has 2 exons. Gene Ontology annotation, molecular function: nucleic acid binding. The record is from RefSeq and is a predicted model, not a curated record. Lineage: Eukaryota; Metazoa; Arthropoda; Insecta; Diptera; Culicidae.
UGUCACGCGGGAUGGAAGUGUUGGAAUUCAACAACAGCAUGGCAUGGAGACAUGGGCCAGCAUGGUUGGCGAAACCAGAGGAUGUUUGGCCUAUGUCUGAUCCAACGGAGCCUUCUGAGGCAAUUCAAGAGAAGAAGGUCUUAACAGCCGCCGUUGCGACGUGUACCAACGAGCUGUUCUUGCGUUGGUCAUCAUUCACUCGCCUGGUAAAUGUCGUAGGUUAUUGUCGACGUUUCAUUGCCAUGGUGCCACAUCUGCGGCGCAUAAGACGUGAAGGAGCCAUGCAUUCCAACGAAGGCAAUGCGCAUUCCAGUAAUUCCGCAUCUCCGAAGGUGUUGAGCGUUCUUGAGCGAGCAGCAGCGGAAGACGCUUUAUUAAGGCUUGCUCAGCGUGAGUCUUUCGCGGAAGAGUUGAGUGAUCUGCAAACGGGGAAACAAAUUAGAAGGCAGUCACAGUUACGUCGACUUACCCCAUUUUUGGACGAAAAGGGCAUCAUCAGAGUUGGUGGCCGAUUGAACUUGGCGCAGCUACCCUUUCAGUCGAAGCAUCCCGCGUUGCUGCCUAAGGGCCACCCAUUGGCUCGAUUAAUUGCAGAGAGCUACCACAAGUUGCUGCUACAUGGUGGAGGACGUUUGUUGCUGUCAUCCAUAAGGGAAAGAUUUUGGCCCUUGAACGGAAGAAUGUUGGUGAAAGCCGUGGUGAGGAAUUGCAUCCGAUGUAUUCGUCAUCAUCCUGCGGCAGCAGAGCAGCAUACUGGUCAACUGCCCUCUGGUAGAUUAGUCCCGAGUCGUCCGUUUGCGGUCACAGGAGUGGAUUACGCAGGCCCAUUGUAUCUAAAGCCUGCGCAUCGGCGGGCUGCAUCGCUGAAGGCAUAUUUGUGUGUCUUUGUGUGUUUCACAACCAAGGCGGUUCAUCUAGAGCUAGUGGGUGAUCUUUCAACCGAAGGGUUUCUCGCUGCUCUACGGAGAUUUACGGCGAGGAGAGGUGUUCCGGAGCACAUCCAUUCGGACAACGUAGGUUCAUCGAUGACGGCGAUACCAGAUCCGGAACUAACGCACGCACACAUAAACACCGAACAGCACUUGACCAAACUUCAACUACUGGUUCAGAAGUUUUGGAAACACUGGCAGAAGGAAUACUUACAAGAACUGCAGAAGGACCCACGCAUCGCUAAGAACGCUGAUAACAUUCAACCGGGGCGAAUGGUUAUCGUAGUGGACGAGCUGCUGCCAACUACUCGCUGGCCGCUUGCACGAGUCGUAGAGGUUCACCCCGGCGCGGAUGGAUUAGUACGCGUAGUCACGUUGCGAACACCUAAGGGAAUUAUAAAACGACCGAUCACGAAGAUCUGUCCCUUACCAAUAUCCAGUGAAAAUGUAGGAGCAUAAGGAAGUCAGGGAAUAUCACUUGCACAAAGCUUACGAAUCACUUGUUACUUAACACUUUUAUCCGUUUGCGAUACCACGCGGUGUUUUGACAUAGGCGAGCAAGGAUAAGUUUGUUUGUUGAUGGUACAUCAAGGCGAGGAGUAUGUUUACGUUUCGUAGCGUUACACUCAUUUGACAGUUGAAAUUUAUUAUUCCGAUUAAUGCAUGAUUGUUUUCACCGGGGUAGCGUUACGAACGCAGAGGUUAGUUGUGUUAGUGUAAGGACCGUUAGGGCUAAGAACCAUUACGAAAAAUCACUGCACUUGUAAUAAAAUACGUACGCCGAACGGUCAA